CCGCUCAUUCCCCGCACAUGCAGCGCGCAGAGCAGGAUGAAAAAGUCAGCGUCGGCCUUCGUCGUCGUCCUGGCCGCGACAUUUUGGGCGGCGGGUGACGCCGGCGACGACACCGAGACCGCCGCCGGCACCACCGCGACCCCUGGGCUGACCUCCACGGCGAGGUGGACGACGACGCUCGGAGCGGAGAGGAAAGAAAACGACGAGAAGGAGAAGCUGGCGCUGGCUUGUCCUCCCCUGGGUCUGGAGUCCCUGAGGGUGGACGACACCCAAAUCCAGGCGUCCUCCUUCCAGAGGUUUGGUCUGGGUCCUCACAGAGGCAGGCUGAACAUCCAGUCGGGCAUCGAGGACGGCGACCUGUACGACGGGGCCUGGUGCGCCGACUACAAGGACCGUCACCAGUGGCUGGAGGUGGACGCCCUGCACCUGACCCGCUUCACCGGAGUCAUCCUGCAGGGCCGCAACACCAUCUGGAGACGAGACUGGGUCCAAAGCUACAAAGUGCAGCUGAGCAACGACACCAUCAGUUGGAAGAGCAGCAUGAACGGAACGCAAGAAGCUCUCUUCGAGGGCAACGGCGACGGCGAGACUCCGGUGCUGGCCGUGCUUCCGGUCCCCGUGGUCGCGCGUUACAUCCGCAUCAACCCCCAAAGUUGGUACCCCGAUGGAGACAUCUGCCUCCGAGCGGAGAUACUCGGAUGCCGCCUGGACGAACCAGAAGCCAGACCAAAGGAUAAGUUGGAUUUCAGGCACCACAACUACCAGGAGAUGCGAAAGCUGAUGAAGUCGGUGGCGGAGGAGUGUCCCGACAUCACUCACAUCUACACCAUCGGGAAAAGCCACAUGGGUCUCAAGCUCUACGUCAUGGAGAUCUCCGAUAAUCCGGGCAAGCACGAACUCGGCGAGCCAGAGUUCCGCUACGUGGCCAACAUGCACGGAAACGAGGUCCUGGGUCGCGAGCUGGUUCUCAACCUGAUGCAGUACCUGUGCCACGAGUACAAGAGGGGCAACCAGCGCGUGGUGCGCCUCAUCACCGAAACUCGGAUUCACCUUCUUCCCUCCAUGAACCCGGACGGCUACGAAGUGGCUUACAGCAAAGGCUCCGAGCUGGCCGGCUGGGGCGAGGGACGGUACACCUUCGAAGGAAUCGACCUGAAUCACAAUUUCCCAGAUCUCAACACCAUUAUGUGGGACGCCCAAGAGGUGGCGGAGGACCCGUCCAAAGUGCCCAACCACUACAUUCCGAUUCCAGAAUACUACACUAAAGAGGACGCCUUGGUGGCCUCGGAGACACGCGCCGUGAUCAGCUGGAUGCAGGACAUCCCGUUCGUGCUGGGGGCCAACCUGCACGGGGGGGAGCUGGUGGUCACGUACCCGUUCGACGGCACCGAGGGCUGGGCCCCGCAGGCCCACACGCCCACCGCCGACAACGCCUUCUUCCGCUGGCUGGCCACCGUGUACGCCUCCACCAACCUGGCCAUGGCCAAUCCCGAGCGCCGCCCGUGCCACUACGAGGACUUCCAGGUGCACAACAACAUCAUCAACGGCGGAGCCUGGCACGUCGUGCCCGGAAGCAUGAACGAUUUCAGCUACCUGCACACCAACUGCUUGGAGGUGACGGUGGAGCUUUCCUGCGACAAGUUUCCUCACGCCACUGAACUUCCUGUCGAGUGGGAGAACAACAAGGAGUCGCUCCUCCUCUUCAUGGAGCAGGUCCACCGAGGCCUGAAAGGGGUGGUCCGCGACAAGGAGACCAAGAAAGGAAUCCAAGACGCCGUGAUCAGGGUGGAGGACCACGAGCACGACAUCCGAUCGGCCGCCGACGGGGACUACUGGCGCCUGCUGAACCCGGGCGACUACAAGGUGGCGGCGUGGGCCGAGGGCUACGUCCCGGCCGUGCGCCACUGCCGCGUGGGCGCGGAGCCCCGCGCCACCGUCUGCGACUUCACGCUGACGCGGACGCCCGCCCAGCGGCUCAAGGACAUCCGGGCCAAGGGCGGCAAGAUCCCGCAGGACCUGCAGCUGCGCCUGCGGGCGCUGCGUCUGCGCAAGCUGCGCGCCAGCACCAAGGCCAUCAACCGGCGGCGAGAGGGCCAGCGGACGCAGCCGCGGCAGAACCGGAAGGCCCGAUCCUUGCCCUUGGCGUUCUGAGGUUCGCUGGGGGGGCCACAUUAGGUUUCAUCUGAUGAUGCUGUCCGAGUGUACGGUUACUUUUUUAUUUUUCCUAAUUAUUAAUUCAUGGAGGACUACUAGGGCCAGGUUUUUCAAUACUGUAUUAUUUAGUAUAUUGUAAAGGAAGAGGUUUUUAAUUGAAAAAAAAAAUCGUCUUGUGCGUACCAUAAAAAAAAAAAAAAAAAAAAAAAACAUCUUAUACAUAAGGACAUUUCUCUAAAAACACUUUUUGGAAAAAGUACUUCGAUAGGCUCAAAUCUCAUACGACGAGAUUUCAAAUUCUUUGCUUUUCUUGUAAAUUCCAAAUCACAGAAAACUCAACGUUUUUUUUUUCUUCAGGAAAUCUCAAAAAAUGAGCACACGAGAUUUUGCGAAAAAAUGGAAUCCUACGACAAUAAAGCAGUCUUUUAAUCAAUACAGAUGAAGAUGAAUGUUAAUAUUUAAAAAUAAAUCAGACUCCAUGCUUAAUGUGAGAGUAAAUAUUACUAUAUUAGUAAUUUCAUGACAUCUAGCCCCUUCUUAAACGAUUUCUUUUUUUUUUUUAUAUUAUUCUAAGAAUAACAACGUAAUCUGCAUAAUUUUGCAAGUAGAAUCUCAUUGCAUAAUUGUACUUUAUGGCCGUAAUAUUCCUUCUUUGGAACUGUGACGAACGAGUGAAAGCAGACAAAGCGAACGUCGUCCACGCGUGACGUCGACGACAAACUGUAUGAACGUUUCGUUGUUUUUUUUGUUUGUUUGUUUGUUUUCCCCUGUCAAAAAGUGUCAGCUGGUCUGAUGUACAAUUGUUGUUUUUUUUUUUGUUUGUUUGUUUUCCCCUGUCAAAAAGUGUCAGCUGGUCUGAUGUACAAUUGUUGGUUUUUUUUUUUUACAUUGAUUCACGUCUAACACGACCACACUGGCUCAAAUAAUAAUAUUAAUAAAAAUAUUCCUUUUCACGUA
This is a messenger RNA of Syngnathoides biaculeatus (alligator pipefish), 3111 nucleotides long. RefSeq names its product carboxypeptidase X (M14 family), member 1a (gene cpxm1a). Bases 37 to 2151 code for a protein of 704 amino acids. NCBI's taxonomy places the organism in Eukaryota, Metazoa, Chordata, Actinopteri, Syngnathiformes, Syngnathidae. Gene Ontology annotation, molecular function: metallocarboxypeptidase activity; zinc ion binding. Gene Ontology annotation, biological process: proteolysis. The record is from RefSeq and is a predicted model, not a curated record. The transcript has 13 exons.